Molecule: messenger RNA, 696 nt
Organism: Phialemonium atrogriseum
Lineage: Eukaryota; Fungi; Ascomycota; Sordariomycetes; Cephalothecales; Cephalothecaceae
Exons: 1
Coding region: 1-696 (231 amino acids)
Source: RefSeq, a predicted model, not a curated record
AUGAGCAAUCAAGUCGCCCACCGCGAGGGUGACACCCUCGAAGAGGAGCCACCCCCGCCGAACCCCUACAAAGCCGGCGAGGAGGAAGUCAUGUGGCACAAAGUCAAAGCCUACCUCCAGGACCCCCGCGGCCCGAAGCCCAUCGUUGCCUGCGCCGUGUGCCUCGAGGAGCUGCGGAUCAAGGGCCUCGGCAGCUCCAAUGACGAGGACACCACCGCCACCACCAGUGGCGGAAGCACCACCGGGAUCUCCGAGUUCGCCGUCGUGCUGCCCUGCGGCCACAUGAUUGGCCUGGGCUGCCUGAAGGAGUGCAACCGAAUUCGGUGGGAGAACGAGCUGCCCUGCCGCUGCCCGACGUGCAACUUCGAGCUCCGGUACCGCGGCUGCUACGACACCAUCCAGGGGAUCCUGGCCCCCGCGGAGGAGCACCACGUGCUCGGCCGCGUCCCGCCCACGGUCCCCGAGGGCGGUCAGGUCCCCAUGCGCUGCAACAGGUGCCGGGCCGCGGGGGUCAAGAGGUCGGCGAGGCGCAUCGGCGACUACAUCUGGAACCCGUAUAUGGAACUUGACGGGGAUGUCCCCACCAGGAGCACGGAGUUUCUGGCAUUCGUGAAGGAGCGGCUGAAGGAGCAGAUGGAGGAGGAGCGGAGCCCCAACUGGGCUGACCGGCGUCACCACCUCUGGCACAAGCUAUGA